AUGGCAGCCGCAAACGACUGCAACCAUGACAUUAUAUUUGAUUUCUCCUUCCUCUUCUACUCUCACAUCCUGGCCAUUGGCUUAACCAGUAGGUUUUUCCUCCGCAAUAUUUCCUGGAUCCACCCCUUACUCUCCAUCCAAAUGGCCACCACCCAGGGCCUCCACACCCCCAUGUACUUAUUCCUCAGACACUUGUCCACCCUCGACCUCUGCCUCAUCUCCAUUACCUUCCCCAAGUUCAUCCUGGUCUCUCUGGCCACCUGUCACUCCAUCUCCUUCUUGGAUUGUUGUUUGCAAGUCCUUCUGGUGUUUUCGUUUGCCACUUCAGAGCUGUUCAUCCUCACAGCAAUGUCUUAUGACUGUUACACCGCCAACCACCGCCCCCUGAGCUACGAGAUCCAACAGCUCUUCUGUGACGUCCACUCUUUGCUGAUGAUCUCGUGUUUGGAAGAACAUGCAACCCUCGAUCUGACUAGUCUCCCCUCGGCCCUGGAUCUGUUGAUAUCCGUGUUUUACAUGGUGGCGCCGCCCGCCCUGAACCCCCUCAUCUACAGCCUGAGGAACAGGGACAUAAAGGCCGCCCUGGGAGGGUCCUAA
This is a messenger RNA of Tachyglossus aculeatus (Australian echidna), 597 nucleotides long. Its product is annotated as olfactory receptor 14K1-like. Gene Ontology annotation, cellular component: membrane. The coding region runs from base 1 to 597 and encodes 198 amino acids. NCBI's taxonomy places the organism in Eukaryota, Metazoa, Chordata, Mammalia, Monotremata, Tachyglossidae. Gene Ontology annotation, molecular function: odorant binding; olfactory receptor activity. Gene Ontology annotation, biological process: G protein-coupled receptor signaling pathway. The transcript has 5 exons. The record is from RefSeq and is a predicted model, not a curated record.